AAGAAAGAAAGAAAUGCAUCAUCUCCCGACUCCACCCAGAGUCACUGAGUUACUGAUUUAGAAACUGCAGGUUGAGGGUGGCAGGCAUCUGGGUUUUAGCAAGGCCUCCAGGUUCUGAUCCCCACUGAGGCAGACCCUCCAGACUACAGCUGGCUCAGUUGAUUUGGUGAAAUCUCCUUCCCUUCACUCCAAGGGGAGCUGUAGUAUGUAGGGGUUCUGCUUUGCCACGGUGCCAUCUUGAGUUUGGACCUCAGCUCUGCUCCUUGCCAGCUGUAUCUUUGGGCCUGCCCUUCGGAUGAAAAGAGAAAGGAAGGAUGGACUACAAUCACCAAACGUCCCUCGUCCCCUGUGGACAAGAUAAAUACAUUUCCAAGAAUGAACUUCUCCUGCAUCUGAAGACCUACAACCUGUACUACGAAGGCCAGAACUUGCAGCUGCGACACAGAGAGGAAGAAGAUGAGUUCAUUGUGGAGGGGCUGCUGAAUAUCUCCUGGGGGCUACGCCGGCCCAUCCGCCUGCAGAUGCAGGACGACAAUGAACGCAUCCGCCCCCCUCCGUCCUCUUCCUCCUGGCACUCGGGCUGCAACUUGGGGGCACAAGGCACCAUUAUGAAGCCCCUCACCAUGCCUAACAUUCAGAUCUCAGAGGUGGAUGCGUCUCCUGAGAGUGAACAGAUGCCAAGCCCCACAGACUCCAGGGGCCUGAAGCCUGUGCAGGAGGACACCCCACAGUUGAUGCGCACACGCAGUGAUGUUGGGGUACGUCGCCGUGGCAAUGUGAGAACCCCCAGUGACCAGCGGCGAAUCAGACGCCACCGCUUCUCCAUCAAUGGCCAUUUCUACAACCACAAGACCUCGGUGUUCACACCUGCCUAUGGCUCCGUCACUAACGUCCGCAUCAACAGCACCAUGACCACCCCACAGGUCCUGAAGCUGCUGCUCAACAAGUUUAAGAUAGAGAAUUCAGCGGAGGAGUUUGCUUUGUACGUGGUCCACACCAGUGGUGAGAAGCAGAAGCUGAAGACCACUGAUUACCCACUGAUUGCCCGAAUCCUCCAGGGCCCAUGUGAGCAGGUCUCCAAAGUGUUCCUGAUGGAGAAGGACCAGGUGGAGGAAGUCACCUAUGAUGUGGCCCAGUACAUAAAGUUUGAGAUGCCUGUCCUUAAAAGCUUCAUUCAGAAGCUCCAAGAGGAAGAAGAUCGUGAAGUAAAGAAGCUGAUGCGCAAGUACACCGUGCUCCGGCUAAUGAUUCGGCAAAGGCUGGAGGAGAUAGCCGAGACCCCAGCAACGAUCUGAACCAUGAGAACAAGGGGAUCCAGACACCCCAGGGGUUGCCGUUGACUUGAAACGAUCCACAGGAAGCUGGGUUCUUUCCUUCCAUGGAAAUGUUGCAAUGCAGAUCUUUGCAGUGCCUGACCAGCCAUUAUUUGCUCCCUGGAGCAGGAUGAAGAAGUCAGAGGACAAGUCCCCAUCCCUGGAUCCCUGCUCUCUUCUCUUUCACUCACAAGACUUCUGUUCUAAGGAGGACCCAAAGUGUGUGUGUGCGCACACAUAGGAUACAUGUCCAUGGGUCUCCCUGAUAUUUUCACAUGCAAUUAAAUUCCAAGCCACCAGCACAAGUGCCAUGAGGCUGGCAGAUGAGCUGUUGAUGGGCAGGAAAGUCAGGGGAGUCCCUAUCCCAAGGGCUUUCAGCUAAAGAAGUGAUUUCUCCCCUCUGGUGCCAGGGGGAAGCCACUCAUAUCUGCCUGUCUCUGACAGAGGAAGAGUCCCUCGAGCUCACCAUUUGGGGGGUUUAUAUGUUAGUAGAGAUUCUCCGUGUUUGCCUAGAAGGAUCUGUGGAAGAGAUCCUUGGAAAUUAAUAAAACAACAGCUUCAUACCUUUGGGGCAAGUCUGAUGGAAAGAAAAAGAUAAACCUUCACAUGGGGUA
Molecule: messenger RNA, 1927 nt
Organism: Marmota flaviventris (yellow-bellied marmot)
Lineage: Eukaryota; Metazoa; Chordata; Mammalia; Rodentia; Sciuridae
Source: RefSeq, a predicted model, not a curated record